AUGUCGUCGAGAACCUUGGCCCAGAAUGGAGCUUCGCUGAUCAGCCGACUGUUCCGGUCAAAUCCGAUUCUCCACCAGCAAAUUCCUAUCUUGCCGAAUCAUCAUCAACUUCCUCAAGCUGCGCCUCACGCCCUGCGAAUCACACCGCAGCUAUUCCUUUCUCUCCACAAAUUUCCGGCUCCUGAGCAUCCGCCCCAGAUCCACGACUUCUAUUCGAUCCGGAGACUAGCAAAUGAAGGGUUCCUGAAUCCUUGCGGUUUUCCCUCGCUAGAGUUCUUUUUGCCCGAAGGCGAUUCUUCUGAUGAAAUGCUGUUGUUUCCGAAAAGGACAUUCCAACCUAGCACCCUCAGGCGUAAAAGAAACCAUGGAUUCUUUGCACGCAAGGCAACCAAGGGUGGUAGGAAAGUCAUUGCGCGAAGAGUAGCGAAAGGGCGAUUCAGAAUUACUGCCUGA
Linum trigynum is the source of this 453-nucleotide messenger RNA. The record is from the annotation of a GenBank genome assembly. NCBI's taxonomy places the organism in Eukaryota, Viridiplantae, Streptophyta, Magnoliopsida, Malpighiales, Linaceae.